Hirsutella rhossiliensis is the source of this 1134-nucleotide messenger RNA. RefSeq names its product tetratricopeptide repeat. The transcript has 3 exons. Gene Ontology annotation, molecular function: protein binding; molecular adaptor activity. Gene Ontology annotation, cellular component: membrane; TRC complex. NCBI's taxonomy places the organism in Eukaryota, Fungi, Ascomycota, Sordariomycetes, Hypocreales, Ophiocordycipitaceae. Bases 1 to 1134 code for a protein of 377 amino acids. The record is from RefSeq and is a predicted model, not a curated record. Gene Ontology annotation, biological process: post-translational protein targeting to endoplasmic reticulum membrane.
AUGGAACGUCACAAGGCCUCCCAGCCGCAGCAGCACUCGUCCAAGCAGCGCCUCGCCCUCGCCAUCUGCCACUUCCUCAACACGUCGGCCUCGGACGGCACCCUGACGCCCGACGACAAGGAGUCGGUCGACGUGGCGGUCAGCUGCAUCGCCGAGUCCUUCAAGGUCGACCCCGCCGACGACGCCGCAGUCCAGGCCGCCGUCGGCAACCAGUCGCUGCUGCAGAUUUACUCCGUCUACGACAAGCUCAAGGCCGCCGGUGGUGCUGACGCUGCCUCGUCGUCGUCCGCAGCCCCCGGCCAUGGCUCCGCCGCCGAGCCCGCAAACGAGCCCGAGCCCGAGCAAAAGAAGGAGGCAGAGUCGCUCAAGAGCAAGGGCAACGCCGCCAUGGCCCAAAAGGACUACCAGGCCGCUAUCGACCUGUACACGCAGGCCCUGCGCAUCCACCCCUCCAACGCCGUCUUCCUCUCCAACCGCGCCGCCGCCCACUCGGCCGCAAAGGACCACGCCGCCGCCCGCCUCGACGCCGAGGCCGCCGUCGCCAUCGACCCGGCCUACACAAAGGCCUGGUCCCGCCUCGGCCUCGCCCGCUUCGCCCUCGGCGACGCCCGCGGCGCCAUGGACGCCUACCAGCAGGGCAUCCGCCACGAGGGCAACGGCGGCUCCGACGCCAUGAAGAAGGGCUACGAGACGGCCAAGCGCCGCGUCGACGAGAUGCAGGCCGACGACGAGAGCGUCGCCCGCGGCGGCGCUGCUGCUGGUGCCGGUGCUGGUGCCGGUGGCUUGCCCGACUUUGGCGCCGGCGCCGGCGGCAUGCCCGACCUCGGCUCCAUCAUGAGCAACCCCAUGUUUGCAAACAUGGCCCAGAACCUCAUGAGCAACCCGGACCUCAUGAGCAACCUCAUGGGCAACCCGCGCCUGCGCGACAUGGCCAACCAGUUCACCAGCGGUGGCGGCAUGCCCGACUUUGGCAGCCUUCUGUCUGACCCCAACAUUGCAGACAUGGCGCGAAACAUGAUGGGCGGCGCGGGUCCCGGCGCCCCCGGCGGCAAUAACGCCGGUGGGAACAACAGCAAUAACAACAACAACAACAACAACAACAACAACAACAACAACAACACCCCGCCAUCUUAG